This is a messenger RNA of Endocarpon pusillum Z07020, 603 nucleotides long. RefSeq lists its product as uncharacterized. The record is from RefSeq and is a predicted model, not a curated record. NCBI's taxonomy places the organism in Eukaryota, Fungi, Ascomycota, Eurotiomycetes, Verrucariales, Verrucariaceae. Gene Ontology annotation, biological process: autophagy; autophagosome assembly. Gene Ontology annotation, cellular component: phagophore assembly site. The coding region runs from base 1 to 603 and encodes 200 amino acids. The transcript is spliced from 3 exons.
AUGGAACACAGGGCACCAAAGGAAUAUGUUCUAGAGAUCUUUGCAGACCAGACAUUCGUCAAGGACAUUGUCAAAGCCGUGCUUCAUACCAUCUUCUUCCAUCGAUAUUUCCCCCCUAUCCGCCCCUCCCUGCGCGAUCUCCCCCAGCUUGACAUCACUCUACCCUACAUUGCCGAUCCCCCAGAGAUUGAAACACUUAUAGACACCCGCACAACGGCCUUAGUACACCAAUUGACCUCGGCAGACACGCCCAACGGUGGUGUCAGGGGUCAGAUAGCCAUCCAAUUCUUCGAAAAAAGAAGACGCAAGACUGGAGGAUGGCUGGGUGGGAUAGGGAGAGGAGCGGACGAGGAGGUGUGUUGGGAGGAGUGGCUACUGGAAGUGACGAUUGCGAAGCCGAAGACCGAAAGUGAGAGAACAAAGUUGCGAAGAGCCAUGGAAAGUUCAUUGCAGAAGACGGCAAUGAAGAUAUUGGCCAUCGUGAAUAGGGAUAAGGACCAUAUACCACCUAUCACCACUCAUGAUGCCAACCCUUUUCCCUAUCAGCUCGUUUUAAACCCAAAACAGGAGGGAUAUGGUCAUCGGUUUGGAAGUUGGAAUUGA